AUGAGCAAUAUCCACGACGUCGACCUCCUUGAUCCGUACCGCUACCUCAAAUCUGACGACUCGCAUUCCCGCUACCCAUCUUACCAACACGGCCAAUCUUCGAACGACCGUCUUCCGGAGAGCACCAUCCGUCGUACACACACCGGAAGCUCGGCUCACACCCUUGCGAGUUCUCAGUCGUAUGGCUCCCCACCCGAAGUGAGAUGUUCGUCGUUGACAUUGGUCUCGCCGGCACCACGUGCGGCCCGCGGCCCGCACCUUCCUCCAGUUAAGCGCCCGACCCAGUACGGAGGAAUCAGCCAUCCAGCAAAUCCUUCUUGGGAGUCGUUCCAAUGCAAGGUCCUUCCUGAAGUCCCGCGAACCAAAUCUCUCUUCGGAAGGCUUUUCUCAGGUUUGAAGAAGAUCCCGAAGAGCCUCCUCGGUGUUCGGUGCCAAGGAAAGAGGGGGAAGGCGUACAAGACCCCGGUCGCUUUGACCCCACACCCACCGCAUCAGCCCAUGUUACCUUCGUUGUACUACCAGUCAAGCAUUACUCGUCGACCUCUUCCUUUCCCGCCCCCACCCCAUCCUUCCGCACAUGGAGAUCCAGAGAAGGCACCUCUCGACGCUGCUCUCGUGUGCGGGAUCAGAGACGAUCCUGAUUUUGCGUUGGUGCAGCAAGUAGGGAUGGCUGCCCGGCAAAAGCGGGCUAGAGCGACCUCUGGCAGGCCUAUCCAGGCAGACAGUGCAGGAGAGGAAGAAAGGGCAAGGCAGGCCAACUUACAUGCCGAAGAUCUUCAAGAGCAAGUUGCCGUCGCGUAG
Messenger RNA from Cyclocybe aegerita, 801 nucleotides. NCBI's taxonomy places the organism in Eukaryota, Fungi, Basidiomycota, Agaricomycetes, Agaricales, Hemipholiotaceae. The record is from the annotation of a GenBank genome assembly.